This is a messenger RNA of Cooperia oncophora, 270 nucleotides long. The record is from the annotation of a GenBank genome assembly. Lineage: Eukaryota; Metazoa; Nematoda; Chromadorea; Rhabditida; Trichostrongylidae.
AUGGUGCGCAAGUCAACCUGUAACGAGAAGGAAAAGGAAAUUCAAGUGACGUCAGAACAAGCCGAAGUGUUGAUCAUUGCUGACUCCACAGCACUGAACUACGAGACAGGAUUCAAUCUGCGAUAUAUACAAGAUUCUGGACAACCUCUACCCAAACCACCGCCGUCGAUAUGGGUACCAGGAAGUGAGAACCGUGGAUUCCGUGGUGGAAGCAACAUCGGUGGUCCUGUCGAGAAGUUUAUUCUCAAUGUUAUUCCAAAAAUCAGGUGA